Solanum stenotomum is the source of this 3024-nucleotide messenger RNA. RefSeq names its product probable disease resistance protein At1g61300. NCBI's taxonomy places the organism in Eukaryota, Viridiplantae, Streptophyta, Magnoliopsida, Solanales, Solanaceae. Gene Ontology annotation, molecular function: ADP binding. The record is from RefSeq and is a predicted model, not a curated record. Bases 1 to 3024 code for a protein of 1007 amino acids. The transcript has 2 exons.
AUGGAUUGCUUGAUCAACCCAGUUGCAGAAAAGGUAGUAGAAUGCUUGAUCCAGCCAGUUGGGCGAGGGAUUGGGUAUUUCUACUACUACAAGAGCAACAUCAAAUCUAUGGAAAGUGAAUCUGAUAAACUGAAGACUACCAGAAUCACGGUGGAGCGAAGAGCCAAAGUUGCCCAUAGAAACUCACUAGACAUUUCACCCAAUGGCAAGGUUUGGUUACACAGUGUUACUACCAUUAUUGCACAAGUGGACGGUGUAAUGGGAGGUACUGCUGAGGUUGAAAAGGGUUGCUUUUAUGGUUGGUGUCCAAACUUGAAGUCACGUUACUCCCUCAGCAGGAGAGCUACGAAAAUUACAGUUGAGUUAACUAAACUUCAAACUGAAGGCAUCAAUCCAAAUGCUUUCUCCUAUGAUCAUCCAGUCCAAAAAGGGGCUAUAUCUAGAAACAAUGGUGAAGAGUACUUGGACUCCAAAAUAUUGAAAGAUGUCAUGGCAUCUUUGAAAGAUGACGGGUUCACUAUUAUUGGGAUAUGUGGUAUGGCUGGUGUUGGUAAAACCACACUGGCUAACAAAAUCAGACAAAAGGCAAAACAAGAACGGUUGUUCAAUGAUGUUGUCAUGGUAAUUGUCAGUCAACAACCAGACCCUAAAAGAAUUCAGAGUGAGAUUGCAAUAGGAGUCGGGCUGACAUUAAAAGGGGAUGAUUUGUCGAGUCGUGGAGAUCAGCUGCGUACAAGGUUAAUGGAUGAGAACAGCCACACCCUUGUAAUCUUGGAUGAUGUUUGGGAAGCUCUUCAUGAUCUAGACAAGCUUGGAAUUCCCAGCGGUAACAACCACAUCUACCAGUGCAAAGAGAUAUUGACGACGCGUCUCCGACCUGUUUGUGAUACAAUGGGAGCUCAGGAGAUCAUCGAAGUUGGAAUGUUAUCAGAAGAGGAAGCAUGGUGCCUUUUCAAGCAGAAAGCUGGUGAUUCAGUUGAUGUUCCUUCUAUUCAUGACACAGCAAAAGAGGUUGCCAAAGAAUGCAAGGGGUUGCCGCUUGCAAUUAUUAUGGUUGCUGGUGCGCUAAAGAAUAAAAGCAAGCCUUCAUGGGAGGAUGCCCUUGUACAAUUACAAAGAUCAGCACCAAUAAAUAUCCCAGGAGUAAUUCAAAAUGUGUAUCAAUCUCUUAAGCUUAGCUAUGAUUACUUGGGAAGUAAUGAACUCAGGUCCCUGUUUUUGCUUUGUUCCUUGUUCGAGAAAGAUAGUAAUAUCUUGACUGAACAAUUACUUAGAUAUGGAAUGGGGCUUGACAUCUUUUCAGAAAUUAAAAACUUGGAAGAAGCGAGGAAGCGGGUGUGUUAUCUGUUAGAAACAUUGAAAGAUUGUUUCUUGUUAUCGCAAGGUUCAGACAAAAAUCAUGUCAAAAUGCAUGAUGUGGUCCGUGACCUGGCUAUAAGUAUUGCUUCUGUCGGAGAGCACAACUUUAUGGUAAGUCACCAUGUUAACUCUGAAGAGUUCCCAAGAAAAGACUCUUACGAGCAUUUCAGUCACAUGUCGAUUGUUGCAAAUAAAUUUGAUGAGCUUCCUAGCCCAAUAGUUUGCCCAAAACUGAAGCUCCUAAUGUUAAAACUCUGUUUUGGAAAGCCAUUCAAAUUACAGGACCAUUUUUUUGAUGGAAUGAGUAACCUCAAUGUCAUAAGCCUGAGUGGAUAUGAUGAGGGCUCCAUUCUGCCUUUUCCAGCAUCCAUUAGGAGUUUGUCAAAUCUGAGGACACUGUGUCUUAGUAAUUUAAGGUUGGAUGACAUAUCCAUCAUUGGGCUUGUCACUUUGAAAAUUCUCAGCAUAAGAGAUUGUCGGUCAGAUGAGCUGCCAGCGGAGAUAGGAAAAUUGACCAAGCUGAUUAUGUUAGAGUUUUGGAAUGAGAAAACAGCACUUAAAAGGAUUUCAGCAGGGAUCUUAUCGAACUUGACUGCACUGACAUUAAAUAAAUGUUCUGGAGAUGUGAUGUACAGUAACUUGGGCCUUCCCUCCAAGUUGACACAGUACGCUCUUACAGUGGGUGGAGCAACUUCAAGGAUGGAUGAUUACGAUUACGACAAGAAUAUUGCUUUAGAGGUCACGGAGACCAGCCCAUUGGGUGAUUGGAUCUGCCACCUGUUGAAGAAGAGCGAAGUUGUACAAUCAAGUGGAAAGGGCUCUAAUAAUGUGUUGACUGAGUUGCAGCAGAAUAAAUUUCAGAAUAUUAAAGUUCUCGGCCUUUAUGAAUGUGAUUCAGUGACACAUUUAUUGAAGAGGACACAUGAAGUAAUCAAGAUCCCCAAUUUACAUGAGUUGCACCUUCGAACUCUGCAUUGCCUCACUCACUUUUGUAGUGGAAAUGUUGAGGGGAUUGAGUUCCCUCUGUUACGGAGAUUGCGCUUUGAUGACUUACCUGCGUUCCAAAAUUUGCAGCCUACAGCCAACAACUCCAUCACGGACUCAAAUCCUCUUUUUGAUAAAAAGGUUUCUUGUCCCAACCUGGAAUAUAUACAUAUUAAUGGGGCUAACAGCAUGAGUGCCCUAUGCUCUCACCAACUUCCAACUGACUACUUCAACAAACUUCAAACAUUGUUUGUAUCAGAUUGUGGAAAAUUGAAAAACUUGAUGUCUCCAUUAGUGGCCCGAGGUGCACCGAAUCUCCAAAUACUAAGGAUUAGAAACUGUCAAUCAAUGAAAGCAGUGAUCACAAGAGAGGAACAACAAAGAGAAGCAAUCAUGACCAAUGUGCCCUUAUUUCCACUGUUGGAAAGGCUGGAGCUUUAUAGUCUGCCUAAGCUGGGGCAUUUCUUUCUGACAGAGCAUGCUCUUAAAUUUUCAUCGCUCAGGGAAGUGUUGAUUGAUGAGUGCCCUGAAAUGAAGACGUUUGUCCAACAGGGAAUAUCUGUGAGUACACCGAGUCUUAACAGGGUGAAUUAUGAUGAUAAGGUGAAAGUAGAUGAUCUGAAUAAAUGGACACAAGAGAGGUUCAAUUACAAGGUUUGUCUUGCGUCACUAAUUGUAUAA